Suillus subaureus is the source of this 1170-nucleotide messenger RNA. RefSeq lists its product as uncharacterized. The transcript has 2 exons. The coding region runs from base 1 to 1170 and encodes 389 amino acids. NCBI's taxonomy places the organism in Eukaryota, Fungi, Basidiomycota, Agaricomycetes, Boletales, Suillaceae. The record is from RefSeq and is a predicted model, not a curated record.
AUGACGUCCGCUAUCAUCUAUCGUCGUCAGUCUAUGGCGACUCUCUACGAGAAACUACGCGCUCAAGACGGGGAAGAUCACAUGGCCUGGCUUGCCGAAGUUACCGCCGAGUUCGACACAGAAGACAAGCCAGAACAUUUUGUUCCUUCUGUCCCAAGUCCACCUUCAGUUAUUUCAUCUGGUUCAUCUUCAGCCUCGUCUUCACCUCAAAACUCAACAACUUCUUUGGACUCUAAUGAUCAAUCCGAAGGCGAAUCCGACUCCGCCUCUGAUUCGGACUCGGAGAUCGAACACAUUGAUAAUCCAGAUGGGAUUCUCUUUCAGAGUUAUGACCCUAUCCAAUAUGACCCCUCAGACUUCCUGGCCCAGAAUCUUCAUCCAAUCGUGGAUCUUCCUUAUAUCCCUCCCGUCGAGCUCGAGUACAAUCCUCCACUCAACUUUGAGUACGACGUGGAAUCCCAAGCCGCGCUUACAAUGGAACCCACUCCCCCAUCUUUCUUUGUUCCGCAACCGGCUCCGCAACCCGCGUUCCCUACAGUAAACAACUCCCUGCCAUUUAUGACGCGCUCCACUCGUUCUGUCCUCAAGCGUAAUGCUUCUGUUGCACUCCACGAUUUGGGGGAGGAUGCUGAUGGACAGAGUGAUGCAGACGAGACGGAUGACGAAUAUGUUCCGUCAUCUUCGCGUAAUCCGAAGAAACGUCGUCGCUCCACGCGUCAUUCCAGUGUAUCUUCCCAUAUUCCCACCUAUACCACCACCCAAUACGUAUCGCCUCCCGCAAAACGACUUCGCGCUGCCCCCCUCCCGCGAAACGCACAAGCCAUCCCUGGCAGUACUCCCAACUUUACAAACAAAUCCAACCCUUGGGCAUGUCCCUAUUGCAAGUGGGUUCAGCGCAAUCAUCGUACCCCUGACCUUAAACGACAUAUCCGCACGCAUACGCGUUUCGAGAGACCCGCGCAGUGGGUCUGCUGCGGCAUACCCGCUGAAUCGGCUGCAAUCUACAACGUUCCGCCCAACGCGACUCCCUACAUUCACAACGGCAAACAAAUGAUUGGAGGAUGCGGGAAGGAGUUCAGCAGACGGGACGCGCUCAAGCGUCAUCUGGGCAAUGACCAUAUCUCUUGUGUGGGAGAUAUCGACGCGUUCGCUAAUGUCUACGAUGAUUAA